CUCACCCCGCAAGCCACGUGCCGUACCCAAACCCCGACGUAGCCGGGGGGGGCCUGCGGGCGGCGAGAGUGCCGUACCUCCCAUGGACUUCUCCGGUACGGAUCCGGACACCUUCCGACAGUACGACACAAGGCCGGAUCCCGACGAGGGCGGGACGAGCCUGGAGAGGGCGGCGCCGGGGAUGAUUUCCAGGAGGUUCUCGGAGCUGCUGUGGGCCACCGACCCCGCAACUCUGCACUCGUACGGCCUCCACGAGCGCAUGACCGGCACGGAGCUACAAUUGUACGAGAGGGCGUACGGCGAAUUCAUGUACUUGUACGGCAAGAAGUUGCCGGAGGGCGCAAGCAAACACAUCAACACGGCGGCGAAGCAACGCUGCCGGCCACUGCUCAACCGCUGUCCAAUGCCCUUGGAAACGCCUGCUAGCCAAGGCGGCGGCGGCGGCGCCGCCGCCAGCGAGCCGGAUGACGCCGCCGCCGGCGAUGCUGCCGCUGAUGGCCGCAAGCAGCAGCGGCAGCCCGCCAAGCGGCGCCGUACAUUGACAAGCGGCGGCGGCCGCGGAGGCGCAGACGACGACGAUGGUGAUGCUGCAGCAGCUGGGCCCGCGGGGGCUGGCGGCGGCGGCGGCGGCGGGGGGGACGAUGGUGGGGUGAUGAAACGGAGAUCAUCGGUUGCAGAGGGAGCUGAGAGGAUGAGGGACGAGGUGGAGGAGGAGCAGGAGGAGGAGGACCAGGAGGAGGAGGAGGAGGACGAGGAGGGGGGAAAAGGUACCGUGGCGGCGGUGGCGGCGGCGGCGAGGAGGCGCAGGUCAGCGGCGGCGGCGGCGACUAAGGCGGGCUCACCCCGCAAGCCACGUGCCGUACCCAAACCCCGACGCAGCCGGGUAGGGGCUGCGGGCGGCGAGAGUGCCGUACCUCCCAUGGACUUCUCCGGUACGGAUCCGGACACCUUCCGACAGUACGACACACGGCUGGACCCCGAUGAGGGCGGGACGAGCCUGGAGAGGGCGGCGCCGGGGAUGAUUUUGAGUCGCUGGCUCCUGCUCAUAUCCUCGGCUGACCCCGCCACCCUCCGGACUUACCAAGCCGGAGAACACGUCCGCGGUACGGAGCUCAAGAUGUACGACCAAGCGUACGGCGAGUUCAUGUACCUGUACGGCGAGAAGCUGCAGGAGGGUGCGGCCAGGGCAGCGGCGGUGCGCGCUGCCGCCGCCGCGCGGCGGCAGGUCAUUGACAGUGCAGUGGCGGCGGCGGCUGACGGGGCCGAUGGCAUUCACAGCAGCGAAAGCGACCACGGCGGAGGGGAGGACGGAGGGGACGCAGCGCAGGGGGCUCUGCACUGGCGGCGGCGGCGCCGCCGCCGCCGUCACGCCAGUGGCGCCGCUGCCGCUGGCGGCCCUGACGGCGGCGACGACGACGGCGAUGGCGGCGGUGAUGGCUCCUCGGAUUUCAGUUUGGGCACCGUGGCGGGGGAGGAGAGUGGGGGCAGCAGCGAGAGCGGGUCGCUCGGGGCGGAGGAGGAAGAGGAGGAGGAGGAGGAGGGGGGAAGCGGCGGCGAUGCUGACGACGAGGACGAGGACAUCGUGGAAGAUGAUGGCGAUAGCGGCAACGAGGGGCGGCGUGGUCGCGGUGGCCGAGGGAGAGGCGGCGGUCGCGGCAGCCGCGGCAGGCGCAGCAGGCGCAGCAGGCGCGGCGGCGGUGGCGGCAGUAGCAGCAGCCAGGCACGGCGGCCGACGCCGCGUGAGGAAGAGGACGCUGUCCGUGUGGAAGUUGCUUCUGCCAUUGCGGCUGCUAGCCGUAGCGUGUUUGAGGCGCUGGACCCGGCCAUGAAUCUGGACGACCCCUCCACACUGACCAAGCGCGGCGGUUACCUGGUGUACAAGAGGUACAUUGAGCUUCGCAGAAAGUACGACCCCUCCGAGUUGCCGUCGUACACUCGGGGGGAGCACCUCCGCGGUGCUGACCUGCGUGCAUUCGUACAGGCGUACGGCGAGUUCAUGGAGCUGUUUGGCCGCUUGUUGCCGCCCGACGGAGAUAAGAAGGUCAAGAGCCGCACCAAGACCAACAUUCGACGGCUGGUGAUUCAGUCGUACAGGAACGUGUCUGGUCAACCAGAGGCAGCUGCCAACGUCGGGACCAAUCGGGCAACUCAGCUACAGAGCGUGAUGUGGUCGGGGAAGCGGCGGCAAGGCGUCAGGGAGGCGGCGGGAGUGCAAGCAGUUGGUGGUUUGGUCUGUAGGCAUGCAGGGACGUUGUUCAUGGGUUAUGGUGAGGGCGGUGUUGGCGAGGUCGCGGCGGCGGGGGCGGCGACGGAGACGGGGACGGCGACAGGGACGGUGGAGGAGGGCGCUCCAGGCGCGCUUCCUGUCCAGGCAACGGCGGCGGCAGCGGAGGCGGCGGCGGAGGGGAUGGGACAGGGGCCUGGAGCCGGAGGCAGCUCCUGUCGGGAGACGUGGGAAACCACGCUGGCUCUUUGGGGUCGCCGUACAAAACUUCGUUAUCGAAUGGACGUGACCCACGGGUCCGUGGGGUCAUCGUCGGCAGCGGCGGAACGGGCGGCGACCGCGCCCAAGACCAGGCCGCCGUCGUAUGCCAUUCGGUUUUCUGGCUACGUUAAGGACGACCACCGGGAAAUCUCCUUAGAGAAAUGUCCGGGAUCUGACGUGUGCAACGGUCCUGCCGUACCUACUGCGAUAUACGAGACUCGUUCUCUGUCCCUCUCAGCUACCUGCCUCGCCUGGUCACCGGCCUUCUGCGUCGCCGCCACGGCCGCCGCUGCCACCGCCGCCGCCACCGCCGCCACCGCCGCCGCCGAUACUGAAGUGACUGCCGCAGCUGACGGUACUGCUGCCGUGCAGUCUGACGGCGUCUCCCGUUACUGCGUGCUGGCAGUGGGCAACAAGCUUGGCGAGGUGACCAUGUGGCGUCUGGGUUUGCCGUACGAGUACGAGCUCAGGCCGCAGGUGGGCGGCGGGGCGGCCGCGGCGGGGUCUGGUUCCGGAGGACGGGUCGCAGCCGCCGCCGCCGCCGCCGGGCCAGGACCCAAGUCACCCUCAGCGCAACCAGGGAAACGUGGUAACGGCGGCGGCGGCGGCAGCGGCGGCGGCGGUGACGCUACAUGUUCCUCCCCUUCUUCUCCGUCCCCUUCUCCAUCCCCAUCCCCAUCAUCAGGACCAUCAUCAUGUUCAUCAUUCGCUUUGCAAUGGAUGGGUGCGCUCCGAAUACAUGGGGGCGGUGCGCACGUGCUGCGGCUAGCAUGGCACGUGGCCCCCGAGGGCAGCGGCGGUGCUGCCGCCGCAGGCGUCGAGGCCGCGGCAGCGGCGCCGUCGCAGUGGCGGGUGCCGCAGCCGCACACAGCGGGCCUACGAGACAGCUUACUCCUGCUGACGGGCCUUUCCGACGGUGCCGUACUGUUGUGGUCCGCCGCCGCUGCCACGCUGACGCGAGCCUCAGACUUCACCCUCCUGGCAGAGGUCUGCCCGCCUGACGGCCUGGCGCCCACUGCCCUGGACUGCACCUGGCUGCUAGCUGCCGCCGCCGCCAGCAGUACCAGUGACCCGCGGGUCCGCGGCGGCGGCCGCCGCCGCCGGCGCGGCGCCGCGGUUGCUGGCACGCACGCUGGUGAUGGUGACGGCGAGGGCGAGGGUAGUGACGGCGGCGGGCGUGCGGCGAGGGAAGGCAACGGGGAUGAGGAGAGGGAGAGGGGGUGUGGUGACGCUGACGGCGGCGGCGGUGUUUCGGCGGCGAGCGGGGAGCAGCAGCGGGAGGAGGAGGAGGAGGAGGGUGUGCAUUCGGAUGCGCCCCGGGCACGUCGUCUGUUGGUUGCGGCGGCGAAGCCCUGUGGGGCGGUGUUCGUGUGGCGGAGCGGCCUCUGGCUGCCGCGAACGGCAGCAACGGCGGCAGCAACGACGGUGGCGGCGACGGCGGCGGCUGAUGGGCCGCCGAUGGCGACGGCAGCGGCGCCUUCUUCACCAGCGGCCAAGAAGAAGAAAAGAAAGGAGACGGAGACGGAGGCGGUGGCUGUGGCAGUGGUCACCGCUGCCGCCGCUGCAGGUGGCGGCGGUGAUGCUGAGGAGCACCGGCACCGGGACAAGGAUGGUGCGGCGGACCUGACGGUGGCGUGCAGCCGUGCCGGCGGCGCCGCCAGCUGCUUGCAGCCCGGCGCCCAUGGCACCUUCCAUUGCAGCGGCGUGGCAUUGGCGGCUGGUCAGCCGAUGAUCGUCACGGGCGGUACGGACGGCACCGUCAAGUGCUGGGUGGUUUCGGAGCUCAAGCUGCCAUUGCCGCCGCCACCGUCGCCGCCCCGGGUGGCGCUGCAGCUGACGGAGGUGACUGAUGGCUUGCAUCGCCUGGACCCCUGCAGCAGCGCUCUGCCGGCGCUGCCGGCGCAGGUACGAACGCUGCCGCUUGCACGACAGGCCGUACACGGCGUCGCCGCCAGUGGCAACGGCCUGGUUUUUGCGGUGCUACGCACCACAGCCACUCGCCAAUUGGACAUGGCCAAGAACGUCAUGAUCCAUGGCCGCGUCCUCGGCGGCACCGUACAUCUCUUGACGCCGUACAGCAUGGCGGCGGCGGCGGCGGAGCCGCCGCAGCUGCCGUCGCCGCAGCUGCCGUCGCCGCGGCAGCUGGCCUCUGGGUUGCUCUUCCAGGCGGCGGUGGCGUCGUGUCUAUGGGACCUCCAUGCGCUGGCGCUGCGGGCGGGGCUGGUGGCGGCGGCGGCGCUGCCGCCAGUGCCGGAGGAGGCGUGGGACUGUGUGACUCUGGGCGGCGAGGUGACGGAGGCGGAUGACGCAGCUAUGUUGGAGCAGGUUCAGGGCGCGGAGGAUGCGGGCAAUGCGGAUGCCGACGGCGGCGGUGGCGGCGCGGGGCCGGGCGGCGGCGGCGGCGGCGACGGGGCGUCUAUGGAUCCGGGUCGGGCUCGUCUGGCGGCACUGGUCCGACUGGAUACGGAGGAGCGACGGAGGGCGAAGUUGGCAGCGCGGUUGCAGCAACUAACAACCACCAAGCUGAUGCUUGACGCCAUGGAACGGUUCAUCGCGCCGCUGGAGGCGCCGUACAACGCCGCGGCGGCGGCCGCCGCCAUGGAGGGCGGCGGGUCCUUACUUAUUGCGCUUAAUGGACAGCAGGCCUGGGCUUGGUGUGGCCUCCGCUGCGCGACGGCGCUUCGGCGGCUGGCCCUGUCGUACACCGCCUCGCGGGCGGAUCCGCCGGGCGCGGCGCCGCAGGACCAGUUGGCUGACGUUGACGUCGGCGUGGUGGCGGCGCUGCAGCAAGCCGGCGGCGCCGCGGCGGCGGCGGUGGCGGCGCCAGCGGCGGUGCUGGCGUGCCGCGACGCGGCCGCACGCAACGAAGGGGAGUUGCUGCAGGCGCACAUCUGGGCCGCUCUGUCGUACGGCAUUGGGCACUUCAUGCGCCGGUUGCCGCCGGCCGCAGCGGCGACGGCGCCGCCGCCGCUAUACAAGCUGUUAAUGGCCGACUGGGUAACACUUCAUGUACGGCAUCCGAGACUCCGGGAAUCGGAGCUGUUACCGCUAACGCCGGUAGCGCUCUCAGCCGCCUCAUCCACCGCCUCCUCUUCCGACAUGCUCCAAUCCGCCGCGGUGGCGGAGUGGUGCUGCAGCUUCGAAACCACCACUACAACCGUAACUGCCACAACCGUAACUGCCACAAAUGAUGCUAACAAGGACAGGAAGGAUGACAGCAGCAACAUGAAGCAAGGCGCUUUCGGCUCGGCGACGACGAUGACGGAUACGACAGCCACCGCCGCGGCGGCGGCUACAGUGGCGGCGGCGGCUCCACAGCGCGUGGUGUUGACACUGCCCCGUUGCGGGGCGACGCUGAUGGUGUGCGAGUCCCCAGCGGUUUGGAACUGUGUGGUAUGUGCCCGCAGGUACCUGUUUCCGCCCACACGGCGACUCCACCAAUUGUACACGAGUCCCCCGGUGCCGUACUGCCUGUUCUGCGGUGUACGGCUUGCCAACGGUCAUGCCCCGGUUAGCAAAGGGCUGAUAUUUGCAACAGCGGGAGCUUCCAUCCUCAGCCAGGCGGCGCGGGCAUCGCGUCGCACGCAGCUCGUGCCUGCGGCAUUAUCGCACGCUUUGGUUUUUCGCAGCCCAGCCGAGCUCGUGUUUGGAACCUUGCUCAUGUACUAUUUUCGCAUCCUAGAGCGGGAAGCCGGCCCUAGCAAGUUUGCCGCCUUCGCCGCCAUCAGCACCUUCCUGUCAUCGUUGUUGCAGUGGGCGGUGUUCGUCUACGUGCUGGGCUUGCAGCUGCUGAUGAGUGCUGGACGAGCUUCCCUGCUGGUGGGCGGUACAGGGCUGGUGGCUGGACUGAUCUACAAGUUCAACCUGCUCGGAGUCAAGCGGCUGAGGUUUCCAAGUUUUGUUCGGCGCUUCUUCGCCAACACGUUGGGAACCCUCUUGAGCAGCGACACGGCGGCGCCGGCGGCCCACCCGACGGCCACCAACGCCGCCGCCGUUGGCGGUACGGCGCCCGGGGCCCGGAGAGGUGGCGGACGCACGGCCGCCGCCGCCGCCGCCGCCGCCACGGGUGGCGGUGGCGGUGGCGGUGGCGGUGGUGACGGUGUGCCCUCGGCCCCGCAUCUGCCGGGCCCAACCCGCGAGGUGGUUGAGCAGUUGGUGGCGAUGGGCUUUGGGGAGGCCGAGUCCAUCCGCGCGCUACAGCUAACGAACAACGACCUGGAACAGGCUGUUGGCUUGUUGCUAAACUCCUGA
Molecule: messenger RNA, 6736 nt
Organism: Volvox carteri f. nagariensis
Lineage: Eukaryota; Viridiplantae; Chlorophyta; Chlorophyceae; Chlamydomonadales; Volvocaceae
Exons: 22
Biological process (GO): transcription initiation at RNA polymerase III promoter
Cellular component (GO): transcription factor TFIIIC complex
Molecular function (GO): protein binding; histone acetyltransferase activity
Source: RefSeq, a predicted model, not a curated record